This is a messenger RNA of Chondrus crispus (carragheen), 1861 nucleotides long. Its product is annotated as ATP synthase subunit alpha, mitochondrial. Gene Ontology annotation, biological process: proton transmembrane transport; proton motive force-driven ATP synthesis. NCBI's taxonomy places the organism in Eukaryota, Rhodophyta, Florideophyceae, Gigartinales, Gigartinaceae. The transcript has 2 exons. The record is from RefSeq and is a predicted model, not a curated record. The coding region runs from base 1 to 1644 and encodes 547 amino acids. Gene Ontology annotation, molecular function: ATP binding; proton-transporting ATP synthase activity, rotational mechanism; ADP binding.
AUGAUGCGCGGACUUCUUACUGGCGUGCGCUCCGCCGUUCGUGCGGGCGCCGUCCCAAUGCGUGCUCGUUCCGCCCCGAUCGCCACCCUCCGGACCUCGGCUCCGGUCCAGGCCGCCAUGGAUCCAGCUGAGGUCUCCUCCAUCAUCGAGGAUCGCAUUAUCAACUAUCAGCAGAAGAUCGAUCUCGAUGAGGUCGGUCGUGUCCUCUCUAUUGGUGACGGUAUCGCGCGUGUCUAUGGCCUCAACAAUUGCAAGGCAGGAGAAAUGGUUGAGUUCGAGUCGGGUCUCAAGGGAAUGGCUCUCAACCUCGAAGUCGGAAACUGUGGUAUUGUCGUCUUUGGAAACGAUCGUGAAAUCGCGGAAGGCCAGACUUGCAAGCGUACUGGUGCCAUUGUCGAUGUUCCCGUCGGUAGUGGAAUGCUUGGCCGAGUCGUCGAUGCCCUUGGCAACCCGAUCGAUGGUAAGGGCCCCAUCCAGAACGUCACUCGCGAGCGUGUUGAGGUGAAGGCCCCAGGUAUCAUGCCCCGUAUGGGUGUGCAUGAGCCUAUGCAGACCGGGCUCAAGGCCGUUGAUGCCCUCGUCCCUAUUGGUCGUGGCCAGCGUGAGCUCAUCAUCGGUGAUCGUCAGACUGGUAAGACUGCCGUCGCGCUUGACACAAUUCUCAACCAAAAGGUGAAUUUUGAUAGCGGUGAUGUCGAGAAGCAGCUAUACUGCGUUUAUGUUGCCAUCGGCCAAAAGCGGUCAACUGUUGCUCAGCUUGCCAAGACUCUUGAAGAAGCUGGCGCUCUCAAGUAUUCGAUCAUUGUUGCUGCCACUGCUUCUGAUGCAGCUCCGCUGCAGUUCCUCGCACCCUACGCUGGCUGCGCCAUUGGUGAGUAUUUCCGCGACAAUGGCAAGCACGCCCUCAUCGUCUAUGACGAUCUCUCCAAGCAGGCUGUCGCCUACCGUCAGAUGUCUCUUCUUCUUCGUCGUCCUCCUGGUCGUGAAGCCUACCCCGGAGAUAUUUUCUACCUGCAUUCCCGUCUGCUUGAACGUGCCGCUAAGAUGAACAAGGAGGUUGGCGGAGGAUCCCUGACUGCGCUCCCCAUCAUUGAGACGCAGGCUGGUGAUGUGUCCGCUUACGUGCCGACCAACGUUAUUUCUAUCACUGAUGGACAGGUUUUCUUGGAGACUGAGCUGUUCUACAAGGGACAACGUCCAGCUAUUAAUGUCGGUUUGUCCGUGUCUCGUGUCGGGUCUGCUGCUCAGAUGAAGGCGAUGAAGCAAGUGGCUGGUUCCAUGAAGUUGGAGCUGGCCCAGCAUCGGGAGGUUGCUGCGUUCGCUCAGUUCGGUUCUGAUCUUGAUGCAUCAACACAGCAAAUGCUUAACAGAGGUGAUCGCCUCAAUGAGUUGCUCAAGCAGGAUCAGUUUGUUCCGAUGCCACCAGAGGAGCAGGUUGUGACUUUGUAUGCAGGUGUUCGAGGAUUCCUUGACAAGAUGCCGGUUGGAAAGAUCAAGGAAUUCGAGACUUCAUACCUCAAGUACAUGCGUGCAAACCAUAACGAUUUGUUGGAGACUAUCAGGAAGGAGGGAAGUGUGUCAGACAAGACGGAUGGCUCUCUGAAGAACGCACUUACGACCUUUUUGGAGACUUUCAACGUGUAACGGGCUGGGUGUGGAGCGCUUGUCUGCAGAAUAGCCGGCUAUGCGACGCUGCCCCGUAGUUUGAGUAGCGGUUUUUUCUUCUAGGGUUUAGGGGCUGGCGGUUGUGCUCAGAUUAAUCUGCCUAUGAAAGUGGAGAGCUAUUUGGUAAACCAGUUGUUUUUGUCCCCGAGUUUGCGUUCACGCAUGAGAUAGCGCGAAGGUUACGGGAUCUUGAAAA